Penicillium macrosclerotiorum is the source of this 1374-nucleotide messenger RNA. Its product is annotated as SNG1 family protein. The annotation marks the transcript as partial. Gene Ontology annotation, cellular component: membrane. NCBI's taxonomy places the organism in Eukaryota, Fungi, Ascomycota, Eurotiomycetes, Eurotiales, Aspergillaceae. The transcript is spliced from 3 exons. The record is from RefSeq and is a predicted model, not a curated record.
AAAUUUCACAAUGUUGGCGGAAAAAGUCGAGGCAUUGGAAGGCAGCGAGGCCCCCCGCCCGCAGUAUCGUUCUUUCAUCCCGCCUUGAAGGACGUGCGUCGGCGAGUGUUGUAUCAAUGGGGCCGAACAGUAUUUAUCCUUUGCGUUUUUAUAUUUUGCGUGUUGUGCCUGUUCUGGGGGUCUCAAUAUGCCACCGAAGACAAGUACUCGUCACUGAAAGUAUGGGUCGUCGACUUUGACGGACAGACGGAUGCAUACCAAACGAACGACACGAUCGUCGGGCCCGUCGUCACCAAUGCGACCAAGGACUAUAUGGCAUCGUCUGGAGUGCACCUAGGCUACGAGAUCAAAUCGCCUAGCGAAUUCAACAAUGAUCCCUGGGAGGUCCGACAAGCCGUCUAUGACGAGCAUGCGUACGCCGCCAUCAUCAUCAACCCAAACGCCACAACCCUACUCCGAGCCGCCGUCUCGGCGCAAAACACCAGCUAUGACCCAACCGGAGCCAUCGAGUCUGUGAUAAUCUCUGCCCGCGAUGAGAACACCUACUACACCUAUGUCCUUCCGGACCUCACCGUACUGCACGGUAUCGUCGCCGCGCAAUUCGGCCCAGUGUGGGUCCAGGAGCUUAGAGAUACCUACUCCACGGAGACCCUAUCCUCCGCGCCUCCACAGGCCAUCAACCCCGGCAUUGGGGUUACCCACAUCGACCUACGGCCCUUUGCACCGGCUGUCGCCGCGCCCGCGGUCACCAUCGGCCUGAUCUACUUGAUCAUCAUUGCCUUCUUUAACUUCCCAUUCCUGAUGCCAAUUCAUGCCCAGUUUGUGAAACCUGAGGGCGGCCGACCGACACUGAAGAUCCCGCAAUGGCUGUUGUGGCGUAUCUUCUCUAACAUCGCAGCGUACUUCUUUCUCUCGUUUUUCUAUUCGCUCGUGUCGCUGGCGUUCCAGAUCCCCUUCAGCAAUGACCCGGCCCCGGACACGCAGCCCGCGAAUAAUCCCAAUGCGUACGGCCGCGGCUCUUUCGUGGUCUUCUGGAUGCUUAACUGGGUUGGGAUGACAGCGCUUGGGUUCCCGUGCGAGAACAUGGGCAUGAUCCUCGGGUUCCCUUGGAGCGCGUUCUUCUUAAUCUUCUGGGUGAUCACUAACGUGGCGACGGGCUUCUAUGCUCUGGACAUUGCUCCCAACUUCUACAGGUGGGGAUAUGCAUGGCCGCUGCAUCGGAUUGUCGAGGCUCUGCGGACCAUUCUGUUCGGAACACACUCCCGGAUUGGCCUGGACUUUGGCGUUCUCUUUAUCUGGAUUGCCGUGUCACUGGCGUUUUUCCCCGUCGCUGCGUUUAUCCUGCGAUGGAAGAUGAAGCGCGGACUGGCGUAG